Thrips palmi is the source of this 1140-nucleotide messenger RNA. It is a transcript of the gene Naxe, whose product is annotated as NAD(P)H-hydrate epimerase. The record is from RefSeq and is a predicted model, not a curated record. Lineage: Eukaryota; Metazoa; Arthropoda; Insecta; Thysanoptera; Thripidae. Bases 22 to 792 code for a protein of 256 amino acids. The transcript has a single exon. Gene Ontology annotation, molecular function: NAD(P)HX epimerase activity. Gene Ontology annotation, cellular component: mitochondrion.
GAAGUCAUUCAGCCGGUCUGAAUGUUUUCUUUAUUUGGUUCAAGACUAGGUCUAUCUAUUUCCUGUAGCCGAUUUAAAGUGUCCUCUGCAAUCAUGGUCAAGUACUUACAGCAAGAUGAAGCUGUCAACAUUGAUUUGGAAUUGUUUAACGAAUACAAGUUUAGUGUCGACCAGCUGAUGGAGCUGGCUGGAUUGAGCUGUGCCACCGCAAUAGCCAAAUGUUAUAGACCUGACCAAGCAAAAGGCUCUGUGCUUGUUUGUUGUGGGCCUGGAAAUAACGGUGGUGAUGGACUGGUGUGUGCUCGGCAUUUGAAGCUGUUUGGAUUCUCCCCUUCAGUGUACUAUCCAAAGCGGACCGAUAAACCCCUCUAUGAAAAUCUGCUUCACCAGUGUUUGGCUAUGGACAUUCCUGUGAUAGAGAAUGCUCCAACAGCAGAUUUAUUGAAUUCCUCCUACAACUUAAUUGUAGAUGCAUUGUUUGGCUUCAGCUUCAAACCCCCUGUGCGUCCUCUUUUCGUUCCUAUUCUAGAAGCACUAAGGAAUACCGAAAGCCCCAUUUGUAGCAUUGAUAUUCCUAGUGGCUGGGAUGUUGAAAAGGGCUGCCCGGAGAGCGGUGGAAUUCAGCCUGAAAUGCUUAUAUCACUGACUGCGCCAAAACAAUGUGCAUUGUUUUUCAAAGGAAAGCACCACUUUUUGGGAGGCAGAUUUGUUCCACCUUCCCUCGCACAAAAGUACCAAUUAAAUCUUCCUGAUUACCCUGGUACUGAUUGUUGUGUGAAAUUAACUAAAUAAAUUGUAUUUAAGAAACCUAUUUUGUGCAGGGACCCUCUCUGAAAAGAUGAUAAAUUGUGUAAAUUUAUUGUAAUAAUCAAAAGUUAAUUUUUUAUUAUAGAUUUGUCCUUGUCUUGGUUCAUUUUUUUUCCUAUUUCAUAUUGUUUGCACAGUUGUAAGUUAGAGCUCUUGAUAAAUCAGUUUUUUUCCCUUCAACUUUAGUUAAGAAGUAUUUCAGCUACUGUUGAAUUGGAUAAAUGAUUGUCUAUCCAAAACAGCCUGGAUGGUUGGAUCUGAAGAAGAGCAUAACAGGCACACUGUAUUUUUUUGUACAUCAAAAUUUAGAAUAAAUAACAAUUUUUAAAUUAA